Castor canadensis (American beaver) is the source of this 1212-nucleotide messenger RNA. The record is from RefSeq and is a predicted model, not a curated record. NCBI's taxonomy places the organism in Eukaryota, Metazoa, Chordata, Mammalia, Rodentia, Castoridae.
GACGCCAUCACAGAAGUUUCUGGCACCACAAAUCCUGCUGGAGUGGCUGAACUGAGCAGUGUUGUGCCAUGCAUUCCUAUUGGCCAAAUCCGUGUGCCCGGCCUUCAGAACCUAGGUACCCCGAGCCUGUCGUCACUCACAUCACUAAGCAUGGAGGCUGUCAAUAUCGUAGGCCUGGCAAACCCCAACAUCGCCCCACAGGUGCACCCCCCGGGACUUGCUCUCAACGCCGUGGGACUGCAGGUGUUGACUGCGAAUCCUCCUUCCCAAAGCAAUCCCCCCGCUCAGGCGCACAUUCCAGGUCUCCAAAUCCUAAACAUAGCCCUGCCAACCUUGAUUCCCUCAAUCAGCCAGGUAACUGUGGACACCCAGGGAGCUCCUGAAACACCAGCUUCCCAAAGCAGAGGGUGCGAGACACAGCUCAAGCAGACACCCGCAGCCAGUGCAAACCAGGUCAGCAGGACCGAUUCUCCUCAGGGGUCACCUAAAGUCCAGCAGGAAAAUGCAAGAAAAGCACUAGGUCCACUUGCCCCUGCAGGUGACCACGCAAAGCUCGACAGCUCAAGUAAAACAGACUCUGAGAGGGCCACCUUGGCAAACCACACGAAGCCCACACCUGAGCUCACCUCUGUGCCCACGCCAGGGGCACUGCAGAAGGCACAGGUUGAAGCUUUGCCCAAGCCAUUGGGCCAGCGCACUCUGUCUCCAGACAGGCAGGGGUCGAGGGCUGCAGCACUGCCCCAAAGGCAGCUCACCGUGCAGUUCAGCGAUGUGAGCAGUGAUGACGAUGAGGACAGGCUCGUGAUAGCAACCUAGUGAUUUAUUUUUUAUCGUUUUUUUUUUUUAACUAACACUUAAAGGUUUCUUUGAAAACCCUCCUUUCUUUAAAGCACAUUUUUCUGACAUGAACUCAUGACUAAUCUUUGUGCAAUCAUGAACUUUUGACCAAUAAUUGUUUUGUGUCAGCUCCAGCCAUUUUUGUACAUGUUGUAUAGACAAUUGUGCCUUUUAGGAGUUUUACGUUUAGAAACUGUACAGAUUGUUGAAUAUCUAUAUACAUAAAAAUGUUAUAUAUGUAUAUGAAAUCCAGGUAGUUAUUUGUGUUUAGUAAGAAGAACCAGUCAAAUAAAUCAGAUGAUUAAAUUAUAUGUUGCACUGUUAAAUAUAAAUUUUUAUGGCUGUGGGGCAGAGUUUCUGUGUAUAAAUUAGUAU